GAUGAUGUUCUGAUGGAUGACAGUGAGGGUACCGUCCCUGCUGUGAAAGGAUGGAGGCAAGACGCAAUGAAUGACAUCCUCCACAAGGGCUUUGUCAAUAUGGAACGGCUCGUGGAUGAGCUCAGUCAUCAAACUUCCAUUCCCACUCAUCAAGUCAUCUCAUUGUGGAACAAGAGCCAUGCUCGCACCAUCAACAGUGUCAACCACUGGAAUGCAUAUAGCAGCUACUUCAAAGAUAAUCUCAAGCAGGAGCUUGACAGACUCAGUGACAAGGCUCCUGACAUACCAGGAACCCCAAGUGCUACUGUACGCCGGAACUGCUAUGAGUUAUUUAAAGCAGCGUAUCCUGACAUGUGGCAGACUAUUCUAGAG
Suillus subalutaceus is the source of this 372-nucleotide messenger RNA. RefSeq lists its product as uncharacterized. The record is from RefSeq and is a predicted model, not a curated record. Lineage: Eukaryota; Fungi; Basidiomycota; Agaricomycetes; Boletales; Suillaceae. The annotation marks the transcript as partial. The transcript has 2 exons.